Molecule: messenger RNA, 2955 nt
Organism: Ictalurus punctatus (channel catfish)
Lineage: Eukaryota; Metazoa; Chordata; Actinopteri; Siluriformes; Ictaluridae
Product: ephexin-1
Exons: 16
Coding region: 182-2473 (763 amino acids)
Biological process (GO): activation of GTPase activity
Molecular function (GO): protein binding; guanyl-nucleotide exchange factor activity
Source: RefSeq, a predicted model, not a curated record
UCUCCACUCUUCCUUUAGUGUGGGUGUGUGAGUGCAUGUGCAUAUCUGAAGAACAGCUGAACUCGGCAGACUAGUCAUUUGAGCACAGGACAAGCAUACUAGAAGCGGGCUAAUCUCUGAUUUAUGAUCAGGAAGUAAGGAAGAGGUGAACAGCGGGCUGUGAGGAUCACACGACAGCUGUAUGGGUACAAAUGGUAGGAUCAAGAACAAACCCCCCUUACCCCCUAAACCCCUAAUGAAAGGGGAUACACCACAGAAGGUCCUGGAUCCCCCUCCAAGCAGCACUAAUAGUGGUACACAAUACAGGCCAACCCCUAAACCACGGCUGCUCAAACCUGGUCCCCGAAAGCAAACCCUGAACCAAGCUGGCAAUGCUGAUCAAGCCUCUAUGUGUAACACGAACAAUGCUGCCCCAAAUGGAUCCAGGGAGAACCAUUUUGUUCUUCCAGCCUGCCCACCCUGCUGUCCUUGUUUGUGUCAUAAUGACAGUAACAAUGGACCAAAGAAAACCCAAGAGCAUGAGGACGAUUAUAACAUUAACUUAGAGAAUAAAGAUAAUAAGCCACCCAGAAGAGCCCCUCCAGAUAUACCUCCUCUAUCUGCAAGACCUCUUCCCAAAACGCCAUGGCAGAUAAUGAAUGAAGCAUGUACUGAUUAUAAUGAUGGAGGCAUUUAUGCUGAAGCUGACAUGCCAAAGUAUGACGACACAGCACCUAAAAGAAAUGAACCUGAGCCAAGUGGUGUCCCAUCCCAAAAGCCCUUUCCUACUUCAAGGAAGUGUGAUAAACAACAGAUGGCUGCUCAGGAGCAGUCUAAACAUCAGGACAAUGAGAAUGUUAUCUUCAGGAGUUUGAGGAUUAAGAAGAAAAACAGUGCAGAUAAAACAAAACGAAAGAAAUUAUCCGUUUCAAGCAAACCUCCAACUACAGUUUCCAGCUGUUCACGCAGUCAGUCCCUCCAGACCUCAGCAAAGUGCGCUGAAUCAAGUGCUGCUACAAUGCUAUCUUCAGGCUGGAAGGUUAGGAGGACAAGAAGCCUUUCAAAGAGAAAAACUAAAGACAAGGAUGGUCAUUCCUGGAAGAUGCUGCAGGAGAGCUUAUGGCAGGAACGCUGUGCUGUGAAAGAGAGUGGAAUCCUGAGCAAAAUAACCAAGGAGGAGAUUCUCCUUCAGGAGAGUAUUUAUGAAGUGGCAACUUCUGAGCAGUCCUAUCUUGAACGGCUAACUGUCGUUGUGAAUCAUUUCAUGGAAUUUCCAGAACUCAAUUCAGCUAUAGCACUCCAUGACAAAAAAACACUCUUUUCCAGCAUACACAAAAUGAGAGAGAUCAGCCAGAACUUCCUGGAUUCAAUGGUUCAGAGUUUGGGCUCCAGUUUGUUUUGUGAAGUUCUCUGUGAUGUUGUCCAUCAUUACGCCACUGGACCAUUCGGUGCUUAUGUGGAUUACAUCCGCAACAUGCCAUGCCAGAAGCACACACUCAUCAACCUGAGGAAGGAGAGCCCUCGCUUUGUGGAGAUCUUAAACAAGCUUGAGGAGGAUCCAUGUUGCAAUCGGCUGCGUCUCGACUCUUUCCUUUCGCUGCCUUUUCAGAGGAUCUCCCACCUCAAGGUCUUAAUGGAGACAGUCGUAAAGAGAACAGCCCCAAAGUCAGACAUUCAGGCCUCUGCAGAAUCAGCCCUGACAGAGAUUUCUGAGGUGCUGGAGAUUUGCAAUAGGGAAGUGGGUAAGAUGAAACAGAUUCAGGAGCUUGUCAGCGUUGCCAACAAAAUAGACUUUGAGUACAAGGCCUUGCCGCUAGUGUCAUCUUCUCGCUGGUUAAUCAGGGAUGGUGAAAUGACACAGCUCGCUCUAAUUGAGAGCAUUUUUGUCCAGAAGAAAAAUGGCCCUGUCCAUUUGAUCCUCUUCAAUGAUUUGCUACUGGUGGCCUCAAAGAAAGGGGCAGACAGGUAUGUGGUGCAUGAUCAUGUCCACCGUUCCCUCAUUGAGGUCACAGAGGGUGCUAAAUUGGAGGAUGAUCUGGAAGGGUAUGAUAUGAGCAGAGUAUUUCUACUGGCUAUUUUGAAGAACCACAGAGGAAUGUCAUACCAACUUUUAUUGCAGGCUUCCACACUAGAAGAGAGAGACAGCUGGCUAAAGGUGCUGAGGAGUGAGGAAGGAGUGUAUGAGGAGUGGGAUUGUCCUCAGGUGCGAUGUAUCGAAGCCUUUAAUGGACAACAACCUGGAGAGCUCAGUCUACAGCCAGAGGACAUAGUCAGCAUCAUCCAGAAAACAUCUGACGGUUUAAUGGAGGGUCGGAGGACUCCUGAUGGGGAGAGGGGCUGGUUCCCAGCCAAGUAUGUGACUGAGAUCUAUAACGAGCAUGUGCAGAGACGUAAUCUGCGUCAGCGCCACCACGUCCUCCAGGCAGCUGCAAGCAUUGUAAAACGCCGCAGUAUUUGUCAGGACCAGCACACCACUACCUGCUUCAACAAAUAAUAAUUAGAAUAUUUAUGAUCUGCAUAUUUAAGCUUAUGGACCCAAGGUCAAUGUAGGAACACUUUUAGGAACUGGCAACUGACUGUAUACAUGUUUUAUACUGUAUGAUAUUUAUUUAUAUGGCUUCAGGGAAAUAAUCUGGGAAAAAAAUUAAAUCUAUAUUAUGAUUGAUAUUCUCUUUUGUUGUCAUGGUGAUGGAAAGUAUCGCUCUUUACUGUGCUACCGUAUAGUUUAUUUAACCUCACAUUAAAAGUUGAUCAUAUUUCCCAGCUUUGAAGCUUUUGUAAAGUAAUAAUGAGGGAAACAGGGCUGUUCAUAAUCUUUCAUUUAAUAGAUACUUGAAUGGGUUGAUUGUAAAGGAGAUGCUUAUAGUUAUAGCAUACUAUUUAUUGUUCUGCACUGAAACCUCAGAAUACUCUCAGGAAACUGUUUUAUAUUUUGGAUUUUCAAUAAAUGAAAAUAGAAUUUUUAUAUUUCUUAUA